AUGGAACUCUCAAAGCUCUUCAACAAGAGUCUCAGGUACCUCUCAAAUCCUUAUUAUGCUUUUGUUUGCCUUCCCCUCUUUCAACCCUCGCAGACACCAUACUACCCAAUUGCAUCAUGCCCAUAUUCAACUUCUCUCUGGUUUUGUAACUAUCCUAGUUUAUCCAUGCUUUCUUCAAAUGGGUCAUCUUCUGUUUCAAAAUUUAUUGGUUUUGCUGGAUGUAAUGGUAGAUACAAUGGUUAUAGAAGUCAAAGUUUGAAGCUUCAUUUUUUCAAGUCAAGUAUUCAUGGUUGUUUUCGAAGUUACAAGACAUUUGAUGUUUAUAAGGAAAUGGGCACUGGUGGGAUUAGACCAAAGGCAAUGCAAAAGCAAGUUGCAUACGUAAUUGAUUUGAUUAAGAGGGAUGCGUAUAAUUUGGAGUCUAAGUUGGAUUCUUUGAGUGUAAAGCUAUCUAUUGCUUCUGUGGCUUUGGUUUUUCAUGUCUUGAAUAGUGAAAAGGUGCCUGCUUUGCGUUUCUUUCGUUGGAUUAGACGUUGGCAGCCAGAAUUGAGAAGUGAUUCUGAUAUUUGUAGCUUGGUUAUUGAUAAUUGCGGGCGUUUAGAUGAUCAUGAUGCUAUGAGGAGUCUUUUGAAUGAGUUCAACAAUAACCGGUUUUGUCUAACAAAAAAGGCAUUUGAGUUCUUACUUGUUAUGAAUAAGACGAAUGAUUCCCUGAUGGAAUCCACACAAAGAGUGACUGAUAUGCUGCGUGAAGUUAGAGGGUCAUGUUAUGGUUCUGGGGUUUCAUCGUUGAUCGAAAUGUUCAGUGUUUUGGGAUCCUUUGACAUGGUUGAGUUUGUGAUGAAGAAAACUGAGAGGAAGACUUCUUAUUACAAUAUUUUGAUUAGGGAAAUGUGUCGGAGAUGUGAUUUUAAAGGGGCGAGAGAUAUUCUGGAUGAGAUGAGGGAAGAGGGCUUUGAACUGAGUGCCCGAAUUUACAACUAUUUAAUUAGCUGUUUGCUUAAGAAUGGUGAAUAUGAUGAUGCUUGCAAAACAUUGACAGAAAUGCAGUAUAAGGACUGCCCUCCUGAUGCAUUAACCUUUGAAAUAUUUAUAUAUCACUGUUGCAAUAACAGCAAGACCGACAUCGCGCGUGACUAUUUUGAUGAGAUGGUGGCAAGGGGUCUUGAACCUCGGCUUUCAACACAUGCUGCCUUUAUCAAGGGUUUCUUCAACUCAGAGCAAUAUGAGGAGGCAUACAAGUACGUGGCUGAUUCAGAUAAGAAGUACAAGUGCUCAAGCUGUAUGAAUUACAGCUUGCUUGCGAGGCUUCAUCAGAGAAGAGGGAAUCUGGUAAUUGCCCAAAAUAUUCUUUCUGAAAUGAUUAAGAAAGGUCUUAGACCAUAUUUUAAAGUGUAUAUGAAAGUUUUGAAUCGCCUCAAUAAGUCCGGUAGGGAAACGCUAGCCACAGAUUUGCAAGAGCAGUUUCGCCAGCUUCAUUCAACAACUUAG
Molecule: messenger RNA, 1491 nt
Organism: Dovyalis caffra
Lineage: Eukaryota; Viridiplantae; Streptophyta; Magnoliopsida; Malpighiales; Salicaceae
Source: the annotation of a GenBank genome assembly